Molecule: messenger RNA, 738 nt
Organism: Komagataella phaffii GS115
Lineage: Eukaryota; Fungi; Ascomycota; Pichiomycetes; Pichiales; Pichiaceae
Product: Dolichyl pyrophosphate (Dol-P-P) phosphatase with a luminally oriented active site in the ER
Exons: 1
Coding region: 1-738 (245 amino acids)
Biological process (GO): protein N-linked glycosylation; lipid biosynthetic process
Cellular component (GO): endoplasmic reticulum membrane; intracellular membrane-bounded organelle
Molecular function (GO): dolichyldiphosphatase activity
Source: RefSeq, a predicted model, not a curated record
AUGAGUGCCUUAGUACCAUUUGACCACACGUUUGUCCUGUACGAUUCGUCCGAUCUAAUAUCUUUGGCAGCGGCAGUGUGGUCACUGGUUCCAAUCUUCAUUUUGGUAUUCUAUUUCUCAUGGUUUGUAUGUACGCGUGAAAUUGAAGCUGUUAUUGUAGCAGCUGGUCAUGUAGCCAAUGAUGUUGUCAACAGUCUAGUCAAAAACACGCUUAAACAGGAAAGGCCUGAGCUGGCCAGUGAACUAGCCGGCUUUCGGGUUGUGGGGAACGGAUUUAAUGAGUUCUUGGGCACUCAAUAUGGAAUGCCAAGCGCUCACAGUCAGUUUAUGGGCUUUUUCGCUUCUUAUUUUGUCCUCAAGCUCUGGUUACAAUGGUCAAGAUCAGAAGGUAAAGCUCCUUCCCAGCAAAUGAAAGUGUUUGGAACGCUAUGUUUUCUUCUUGCCGCGUAUUGUGUGUGCGCCUCAAGAGUUUACUUGUUUUACCACACUUUGGAACAAGUUGCAGUGGGCGUAUCCCUUGGUGCAUUUCUGGGUACAUGCUAUUUCCUUCUCAUCUCCUUUGCCAGAGCUAUAAGCCUAGUCAAUUGGGUAGUCAAUUGGCCGUUCUCCAGCUGGUUGAGUGUGAAAGACUCUUGGGCUGAAGGAGGGUUGACGUUGAAAGAAGAGAGAUUACAAUGGCUGGAAAGGUGUAAAGGAUGUAAGUUGGGAACGAGUGAAAGUGAGAAGAAAGGGAAUUAA